Oncorhynchus kisutch (coho salmon) is the source of this 1253-nucleotide messenger RNA. RefSeq names its product pre-mRNA-splicing factor 38A. Lineage: Eukaryota; Metazoa; Chordata; Actinopteri; Salmoniformes; Salmonidae. The record is from RefSeq and is a predicted model, not a curated record. The transcript has 10 exons. The coding region runs from base 89 to 1015 and encodes 308 amino acids.
UGUAAAUUGUUGCACCGGAAGAUAUACUGUAAAAAUGCGAAUUCGUUUCGCACAGGAAAACAUUUUCAUUCCGUUUUGAGCUGUGAAGAUGGCAAAUAGGACGGUUAAAGAUGCCAACAGUAUACAUGGAACAAAUCCACAAUACUUGGUAGAGAAAAUUAUUCGUACUCGAAUCUAUGAAUCAAAAUACUGGAAAGAAGAAUGCUUUGGACUGACGGCUGAGCUUGUCGUUGACAAAGCCAUGGCGCUGAAGUUUGUCGGUGGAGUUUAUGGCGGAAAUAUCAAACCUACACCGUUCCUGUGUCUCACUCUGAAGAUGCUGCAGAUCCAGCCAGAGAAAGACAUUAUUGUAGAAUUUAUCAAAAACGAGGAUUUCAAAUAUGUCCGCUUGCUUGGCGCCAUGUACAUGAGGUUGACUGGGACAUCAGUGGAUUGCUACAAAUACCUGGAACCACUGUACAACGACUACAGAAAAAUCAAGAGUCAGAACCGAAAUGGGGAGUUUGAGCUGCAACAUGUCGAUGAGUUUAUUGAUGAACUGCUACACUCUGAGAGAAUGUGUGACAUAAUCCUUCCCAGGCUUCAGAAAAGGCAGGUUCUUGAGGAGGCGGAGCUGUUAGACACGCGCAUCAGUGCCCUGGAAGAAGACCUGGAUGAGGUGGAGACCAGCGAAGAGGAAGAUGAGGAAGAGGAGAAGACAGAGAGAGUUCAGACCCCAGAGCCCCACAGACGGAGUUACCGAGACAACGAUCGGCCUCGCCGCUCGCCCUCUCCACGCUACAGACGCAGCAGUCGUUCACCCAGACGGAGGAGCAGAUCACCUAAGAGACGAAGCCCAUCCCCCAGGCGAGAACGUCACCGCAGCAAAAGCCCCCGUCGUCACCGCUCCCGAGAGAGACGUCACCGCUCAAAGUCCCCAGGGCAUCACAGAAGCCACAGGCAUCGCAGUCACUCCAAAACCCCAGAGAGGAGUUCAAAAAAGAGCCACAAGAAGAGUCGAAGAGGAAACGUGUGAUCCACUUUGUAUUUUGUUCUCUUUGAUAGUUCCUUUUUCCGACUUGGACAUUAUUGUGGCCAAAUUUGUACGGAAUCCCUUGUAUUUUGUUUUAGAAAGUAAUUGCAUUUUAAGAUAUUUCCAGACCAUGUAGCAGAAAGAAUCCAUUUCAAUUUUAUUUCUAAAAUCUGCAGCUCAUAUAGAACUGUCCACAACCCUAUGUAUCACUGAAUAAAGUUGCUUGGUGGUUUGAACAUAA